Molecule: messenger RNA, 3605 nt
Organism: Drosophila eugracilis
Lineage: Eukaryota; Metazoa; Arthropoda; Insecta; Diptera; Drosophilidae
Exons: 2
Coding region: 186-3551 (1121 amino acids)
Source: RefSeq, a predicted model, not a curated record
CCUGUUUUUUUUAUCUUUUACGGAGGUACGAGUCGUUCAGGUACCUGCAUUUAUGAACAUAUAUAUGAAGAUAACUUUGAAAAAGGUCCUCAGUUUUCUUGAAACUACGACGGUGGUUAAACGAAAAGAAUAUUAGUUUUUAUUAAUUUUUGCCUAAAAUUCGAAUUAGUUCAUAUAUCUUAAUAAUGGAAACCUUAAUAACUUGUGAUGUGUGCUUAAAGAAUGUCAGCUUUGUGGAAUUCGAAACACAUUAUAAAUAUUGUGUGGGUCAGCGUAAUGCUUUUGAUAUUAUAAUGGGAAAAUCAACAAUGAACUCGCAAAACCAGAUACUGUUAUCCAAAGAAGCAGACAAUAACAAAAGGUGCAUUCCUUCGGAUAUGGAAAUGCGUCAUAUAUUAACAGAUAAACAAAGAGUUUCAGCGGCUUCGGAUAUACAAAAUAGUGCUAAUAUUUCUGAAAUUCCGAUGCAGUCUAAUUUUCCUAUAAAAACGUUUCGAGUUUACGCCAAAAACAGAGAGAUUGUUCUUCAGGACGUGAUAAAUCAGUGCGAUAAUGACAUUCUUAAAGUUUUGAUUUUCUGCCUGGGCGAGUACAGAUCAAUAAAGUUUAAUUUAAAGGUUCAUGGAUUAUAUGCUAAGGAAGAUGAAGAAGGUGAAUGUGGUGAAACAGUCAAAGCCUUUACUACGCCAUAUAAAUCAGCAUAUGAAACCAGAUCUCUCGUCAAAGAACUUGUUGAUACUCUGGAUUACAUAAGAUCUUCAGUCAUUGAGUUUCAGUACAGAAACUACGAUUUGUUAAUUAAAGGUUUUAACUUUAUUGAGAUCACAGCAAUAAAAUUGGAACAUAUACCUGCAGCUGGGUUUGUAUCGGCCCCUAAAGCCAUAAAAUGUAAAAAUGCAUUAAUAAAUGUAAAAAAUAAAGAUAAUUUCUGUUUUAAAUGGAGUAUUUUGGCCUCUAUUGCUCUAAUAAGACAUAAUAAUAAAAGUUUCCAAAAUGUUGGGAAGAAAAAACAAGAACGAGAAAGAUUAAACUCGCCUUUGCAUUAUAGAGGUGUGGACAUUUCCCAAGAUGUAAUCAUAUAUGAUGGGAUUAGACUGGAUUUCACUGGAAUAGUGUUUCCAAUACAACUAGAGGGGAUUAAACGAUUUGAAAGCAACAACAACGAAUUCAGUAUUAAUGUCUAUGAAGUUGGAGAUGAUGGGAAGAGCAUCGUUGGACCCACAAUUAGAGCACAGAAAACUCGAUCUCGCCAUAUUAACUUGUUGGCCCUGAAUAAUUGUUAUGAGCAAACGAUGCACCAUGCAUUCAUCACAAACAUGAAGAGACUAUGUUUUUCACAACAUUCUAAAGCCCAUAAUUCGCCAGGAUUUUGUGAAAAUUGCUUGCAGUUUUACCCAUUAAAAACCAAUAAACAACAUAAUUGUGAUUACGUAUCUACAAUUUACCCAGAACCAAACACCAAACUUAGUUUUAAAUCCAGUUCAAAAUGCAUCUCCCCACCCAUUGUCAUAUAUGCGGAUAUAGAGUCCUCCCUGGAAUCUAUAUCGUCCGAGGCGUGGGCUGCUUCAUUUUAUAUUGUUCAUUACUACGAACCACGUUUAAAUGAAAUGCACACCUUUGAUGGUUCCGAUUGCAUUAAGAAGUUCUGUCAAGCACUGAAAGAUAAAUUGAGAGGGCUUUAUUACAAAUACUGGAAGUUUCAAAAACGAAACCAUGAUAGCGUUGAUGAAGAAUCGGAGAGGCUUGGAAAAUGUGCUGUCUGCGGAGAGGAAAUUAGUGAAUGCUCCUUAGAUAUGUUAUUCCAUCAGUUUGCAGGAUUCUAUUUGGGCCCUGUCCACGUGGCCUGCAAAACCAAACAUAGGCUUAAUUAUAGUUUCUUCCCUGUUGUUUUUAACAAUCUAACAAGAUUCGAUAUUAAUUUAUUAAUUAGAGAGAUGGGUAGAGAAGUUAAACCCAUUCCCAGCAACCAAGAUUUGUAUACAAUGCUAAUUCUUAAUUGUUCCAUUAAUGGCCAAGAUCGGUUUCAAAUUAAAUUUUUAGACUCAAACAAUUUCUUUAGUUACAACAUAGACAAACUGAUUAGCAGUAUGAAUGAUAAUAGUUUUGAAAAUCUAAGAAAAAGAUAUAAAGAUAUGAAAUUUGAGUUGAUGUGCUUGAAAAAGGUGUACCUUCAAAAUGCAGAAAGUCUUGAUCAGCUAGACAAUAUAGUAUUACCAGAAAAUAUGUUCUCGAAUUGUCAAGAUUAUAUAAAUGCUGAUCAGGUUUGGCAUACUUUUAAUUGUCAAAAUAUUAGAGAUUACUUAAAAGUAUAUUUGGAAAGGGAUGUAACUAUUUUGGCAGAUGUAUUUGAAGACUUUAGACGCCUUUGCAUAACGACAUAUGGAUUAGAUCCAAUGAAUUACGUUACAGCUCCUUCGAUGGCUUGGGAUGCCAUGUUGAAAGUUACCGAGGUAAAUUUAGAUUUAAUUAGUGAUCCCGAAAUGUUGAAUUUUCUACAGAAUGCAGUUCGAGGUGGGCUUGUUAAAUGCAAUCAAGAGAAUGCAACAGCGAAUAAUGAAUACUUGGAUAACUUUGAUCCCAGAGAGCCAACCAAUUAUUUAGCCAGCAUUGAGGCCAACAAUCUGAGUGAAUGGGCCAUGAGUCAGCCCUUGCCAUAUUCCAACUUCACUUUUUUAAAUGACAAUGAAAUAGAAGAACUAGAUAUUAAAGAACAUCCUUCAGAUGGAGAUGUAGGUUACAUCUUACAAGUUGACCUCAAGUAUCCAUCUUACCUCCAUGGCAGUCAUAGCAGUAUGCCUUUUUGCCCUGAAAAUCAAGUUCUUCCAGGUGGAAAUCAUCAACAAGUUAUAGCCAAAAUCACUGACAAAACAGAUUACAUAAUUCAUUUGAAACACCUGCAAUUGUGUUUAGAACAUGGACUGAUACUAACUAAGAUACAUCGAGUACUUUCUUUUAAUCAAACUGCCUGGUUGAAACCUUACAUUGAUUUCAAUAUGAAUCAUAUGGAAUUGGCUAAAAAUGAAUUUGAAAGGCAGUUUUUGAAAUCAAUGAAUAGCUUUAUCAUUGGUAAAGCCCUUGAAAAUGUGGAAAAACGUUGUGAUAUUACCGUAGUCACACAUUAUCAAUCUAGACAGAAUUCUCCAGGAUUUCGACAACGAGUUGCUAGAAAUAAUUUCCGCGGCGUGGAGAUUUUUCCUAAUAAUUUGGCCGCAAUUCAGUCAGUAAAGUCAAAAAUAACCUAUGAUAAGCCAUUGUACAUAGGAGUUACUGUUCUGGAACUCUCAAAGUGGUUUAUGUAUGAACAUUAUUAUAAUUUUCUUUCUGUUAAAUGUCCUUCAUCUAAAAUUUUAUUGAUAAACAAAAACUUAUUUGUUGCUUCGUUAAGAGAAGACUUUUAUAAAUUGGUUGAAGAAAAUCCACAACGCUUUGAUACCUCUAAUUAUAUUGUAAAUGGCCAAAAUAAUGAUGUAAAUUUAAUGCAAGACAAAUAUGCUGCUCAAGCUAUAAAGGAAAUUAAGGGAAAGCGAGUCUAUUUAAGAAAAUAUUCAUAGAAAUAUGUAUUAAUGUUAUUAUUAAGUUUGUUUAUUAAAAAUACAUUACCUAAG